CGCCAGUCUACAUAUCCCGAGUGCCGGUGCCGAAUGUUAACCGAGCCGUUACGAAUGAUUUAUGACCUGCUCGUCCCGAGGAGCCAGAACUUCAAGGUUUUUUUUUUGACGACAUCCAAAUUAAGGGUCGUUUUUGAGCUUGAGAGGCUGCUACACACAGCGGGUGACUUGACAAUCGACAACUGCUUGAAGAAAGUUUUCCAAGAUGAAUAGUUUGUCGGUCGAACUCAAGCCCGUCAACCUCAACUCGUACUUUUCAUCAACGUCCCCAAGUAUUCACCGGAAGAAGAUUGAUGAAGUGUUGUUGAUCUCAAGCCGAUUGAGGGCGGAGCUAGUCUCACCAAGCCAGACGAAGACGGGCUUGAUUGUCUCAUUGACCAAUGGCCAUGGUGAUAGUCAUCGCCGAUCGAUCAUACUCUCGACUCAGACCGAGUUGUUCGGACAAGUUGAGCCGCAACUUGAACUGGAACUCGAAAACCUUGGCCGUUGGAUCGAUCAGGAGGAAGAAGCAUGUUCUCCUUCCUCAGCCGCCCGCUUCCUGGUCUACUCGAGUCACGCACUUUUCGGCCAAAUCCAAUCCACCCUCCAACUCGACCCCACUCACCAUCCGCAACACCUCCUGCACCUCUCUCCGGCCCAAGCCAUCCCACUCUCAGCCGUCCUACUCGAGCUUAUCGAUCCAACCCCAGACUCAUUCUCGAUCGAGUCCCCCGAAUUUCAAGCCGAACUCAAGUCUCAGCUCAGUCUGUUACCUCGGAUCAUCCGCCAAUCCGAACUCCUCCAAGUCUAUCUCCCAUCCUUCCCCAAACCAGGUCUUACUCAUGAUAAUGACAAUGAUAACCAUCCUACUACUGUUCUGCACACCCAUCAACACCCUCAACCAAUCUGCAGACUUUCGUUCAACGUCUUGCUCACCGAACCCGUCCUUCAAGGCGUCUUCUUGCCCACUCAGACCUUACUCACCAUCGUCGCCAAGGCUGACCCAUCAGCUCAGAAUCCUCUCACUCCCACAUCGACUACCGCUAACAUCAAUAUCAAUGGAACGGCUGCCGAGACUAUCAAUAUUGAUCCUGUCAGUCUCCUGAACCAUCAUCCAGUUAUCGACGCUUUGGAAAGUUUUGAACUCGUACAGGAGGAAGAGGAUCUCGAGAUCGAUCUAGAUUUCUUAGCCCAUUCGGUUCUUAAUCAGCCCUUGGUCGAUCUAUCGAGCUACCCACAAUCAACUUCAUCACUGGGGCAUCCUUGUCAUGGUCUGCCAUUGCUUGAGUCUCCCCAUCAGCCCGAUACCCAUUCACUUGGUCUGCAUCCGAACGAGGAUGACGGAUUUCACUGCUUUGCCCGGAUGGUGGAUCUGAUGAAGAUCGGCGUCCAGAGUGGCGAUUGGCUCCUGUUGACCAAGUCCUGCACAGCAGAUCAUGGCGAUCAACCCAUUUCAAGCUCAGACCCUCAUCAGCACCGACUAGUAAGGAUCAUCGGUUGUGAUGAUGACCAUCCUGCCAUCCUCAAUUUCCGCCAACACCAUCCUCAGUUCGACUCUCAGCCAAGUCGGCAGGCUCCAGCGCUGAUACUAGUCCCACCGGUCUUGCUACUUAAUCUGCUCGGCACGAUCUCUUACUCGGCAGCCGUUCGGUCACUCGAUCUUAACCGUCCGGCGCCACUCAGCGCACUCGCUGCGAGUCUGCCCUCCCAUCUCAGUCAUUCAGCUCUACCAACGAUCCGAUCACUCACUCUUGCCAGACUGGCAUCGCCCCAAGCACUCACCAAAUCUUAUCAGCCAUCCUUCUUGCGCGCCCUCAAGAAAUAUUUUGAGCAGAAAGCUAGGGUUCUUCUUGACGGUGACGUCAUCGCCAUUGCCAUUGACGGGGAUUCGGCCAGGUUUACUGAGUCCCACCCUUCACAAUCAGAGCCAUCGGCAGAUGAGCUAGACCCUGACCAUUUCUUACCAUCAUCAUUAGUUUCAUAUCCAACCUUACCAAUUUACUUCAAAGUAACCAACCUCGAAUUAUCAUACCCUACGUUGGAUCAAGCUCAGCCUAACUUCGAUCAUGGUCAUCAAGAUUCCGCCCAUGGCUCUUCAGCUGUUAAUCAAACCAACCAAACAAAUCCCCUGUUGCCGAUACGCGAGUUGAUGGAGGAUGGCGUGUUAGGGGGGAUCGUUGACCCUAAAAUCACCAAAUUGGUUCAAACUGGCCUGGAAUUCGGAUUCGUACCUGAUGCAAAAAAUUGGCUGGGAAUUGACAGCUCAACGCCAUUGUUUUAUUCGCCUCAUAGUGCAACUAACUCUCAAUCACCCGAGAGAAUGUUGUAUGAAUAUCUUUUAGCAGCCGCCAGAGUGGAAUCAAGAAACUAUGAUUUGAAUUUGACGGUCUUAAUCAGCGGGCCUCGCGGUUGCGGCAAAUCAACACUAACCAAACGAGCCGUAGACGCAACCGGUUUCAAUUUCUUAGAGCUCAAUUGUUUUGACUUACUAGGGGAGACUGAAGUUAAGACGGCGGGUACUCUCAGAGCGAGAUUCGAAAGAGCACUCCAAGCGAUACCUUGUGUGCUAUUACUGCGGCAUCUGGAUGGUUUAGCAAGAAAAUCUCAAAGCUUGGAAACUGGUCAACAACCUGGCAUCAUCGCGAUAUUGAAGGAAUGUUUCAAUGAAGCUCGGCGCAACUGGACCAGCCAAUCUACCGUCAAAUUCCCGUUGAUAAUUGUUGGCACAACUACCGAUCCGGAUUUACUGCCUUUGAGUAUGUUGGCUCUGUUCAAGACUCAAUUGGCAAUCGAGGCCCCAUCAGAGGCUGAGCGGCUAGAAAUCAUGAAGGAGCUUUUACGGAAGGACUCAUUAGCACCUGACGUCAGUCUCAAAUCUAUUGCCCUCGAAACUGCUGGUCUCGUCGCGAACGAUUUGGUCCAUCUGGUAACUCAAGCCCGAAUGGCUGCAGUCACUCGCGCGCGUAAACAUGCAACCGGAAUUGAGCAACUAGCUAUUGCAGGUAUUCAGCUGAUGGCGAAAGACAUCGAAAAAGCUCUCGGGAAGGCGCGUUCAGAAUACUCCGAGAGUAUUGGUGCACCCCGGAUCCCCAAAGUCAGUUGGGAUGAUAUCGGAGGUCUUGCAAAAGUACGAGAAGAGAUUCUGGAAACAGUUCAGUUGCCAAUUCAGCACCCCGAACUAUUCGCGAACGGUCUCAAACGUCGAUCUGGUCUACUACUCUAUGGACCCCCCGGAACAGGCAAGACGUUGCUUGCAAAGGCGGUGGCCACGUCGUGUGGACUUAAUUUUUUUAGCGUCAAGGGACCUGAGCUGUUGAAUAUGUACAUCGGUGAAUCAGAGGCGAAUGUCAGACGAGUGUUUGAAAGGGCUAGAGGGGCUAGACCAUGCGUAAUAUUCUUUGAUGAACUUGAUAGUGUCGCACCGAAACGAGGGAAUCAAGGCGAUAGCGGAGGAGUGAUGGAUAGAAUAGUCAGUCAGCUAUUGGCCGAAUUAGAUGGUAUCUCCUCUGGAAGUUCAAGUAACGACAAUCAACAAGAAGGGGCCACAAAUGGUAGUGGUAACGGGGAAGUUGUUGUUAUAGGAGCAACCAAUAGACCAGACCUAUUAGAUCCGGCCUUAUUAAGACCGGGCCGAUUCGACAAACUGAUAUACUUAGGAAUACCGACUUCAAGAGAUCAAAAGUUAGAAAUCUUGAAAUCGUUAACUAGAAAGUUCAAUCUUUCGAGUUCGUUUGAUUUUGAUUGGUUGAUUGAUCAAGUCGACCGGAUCGGAUCUCAAAAAGGGAGCGGAAACAUCUUCACUGGAGCUGAUUUUUACUCGAUCUGUUCCGAAGCUUUAAUGGCUAGUUUGAUCCGCAAGAUCGAACGGUUAGAGGCUAUGAAAUCAAAACGAUCUUUGAAGACGGACGACUCAGACGAUCUUGAUAGACCUAAUGAUGAUGAACAUGAUGAAGACCUGGAAGGCUCGAUCACUGAGGUGGACAAAGAGGACUUCAUGGUCGCUCUGAAGCAAGUCAAACCUUCCAUCAGCGCCAGUGAAUUGGCUCACUAUCGGAUCAUUCAGGAUCAAUUUAGUGAUUCUACGCGUCAAAACUUGAACCAAGCUCCUCGUGUAAAGAGCAAUGGAUACCAUACUAAUGAUGUUGAUAAUCAACAAACCAUUCAAUUCGAUUUUUCUCCUUCAAAAAAUAAAGGCAAAUCUAAAGAAAUUAAUUAAUUAAUUGUUUUCUUUCUUUCUAUUCUUAUUUUUCCUUAGUGCGCAUUACUUUGAGCUCAUCUAUUGUCAGUAAAUUAUCAUCCAUCAUAUUCUUAAUAUGUAUACAUAUUCACAAUCAAAGCUUAGUUAAAGAAAGUCUGGUGUGUAUCGAUCAUCAUUUUGUUUUUUCUGUCUAUACAUUACAAUUCGGCUGACUCAACCAGUGAAGAGUUUUUAUGUCUGGCCAGCUAGGCUGUGCCAAUUAAUGGUUUCCACUAGUAAAGAUGAGUUGUACAAGAUACUUUACAGACUUGACAUGUUUAGAAACAAAGGGAAAAAAAUGUAUGACCUGCGUGCGACAAAGUCACGCUUAGGAAUGCAAUUUACCCAUGUACCAUACAUAAACUCAAUCCCAUUUGCUUGAGGCGGCACUGGGGCAAAAGCUGUGCAAGUUUACAACAAUCAAAGCCCGCUGCUUGCUCCAACCAU
Molecule: messenger RNA, 4663 nt
Organism: Puccinia graminis f. sp. tritici CRL 75-36-700-3
Lineage: Eukaryota; Fungi; Basidiomycota; Pucciniomycetes; Pucciniales; Pucciniaceae
Exons: 5
Coding region: 206-4195 (1329 amino acids)
Biological process (GO): protein import into peroxisome matrix
Cellular component (GO): cytosol; peroxisomal membrane
Molecular function (GO): ATP binding; ATP hydrolysis activity
Source: RefSeq, a predicted model, not a curated record